This is a messenger RNA of Exserohilum turcica Et28A, 2738 nucleotides long. RefSeq lists its product as uncharacterized. The record is from RefSeq and is a predicted model, not a curated record. The transcript has 2 exons. Gene Ontology annotation, cellular component: U2-type catalytic step 2 spliceosome; cytosol; U4/U6 x U5 tri-snRNP complex. Gene Ontology annotation, biological process: mRNA splicing, via spliceosome. Gene Ontology annotation, molecular function: translation elongation factor activity; GTPase activity; U5 snRNA binding. The coding region runs from base 30 to 2576 and encodes 848 amino acids. NCBI's taxonomy places the organism in Eukaryota, Fungi, Ascomycota, Dothideomycetes, Pleosporales, Pleosporaceae.
GGCACCUGCACCAUGGAAAGACUGCCUUUAUGGACAUGUUGGUCAUGGAGACACACGACAUCCAGGAUCGCCUGGACUACAAGAGGGGGAAGAAGCGCGAGGAGCAGCUGCGCUACACCGACGUACACGUGCUUGAGCGCGAGCGCGGCCUCUCAAUCAAGGCGGCGCCCAUGAGCCUGGUGCUGCAGAACACAAAGUCAAAGUCGCAUCUCUUCAACAUCCUCGACACGCCCGGACACGUCAACUUCGCCGAUGAAGUCGCCGCCUCAUUACGCCUCGUCGACGGAGUGGUUCUGGUGGUGGACGUGGUCGAGGGCGUGCAGGUCAACACGGAGCAGAUCAUCAAACACGCGGUACUGGAAGACUUGCCGCUCACGCUGGUAGUCAACAAGAUGGACCGUCUGAUCCUGGAGCUCAAGCUGCCGCCGAGCGACGCAUACUUCAAGAUCAAACACGUAAUCGAGGAGGUCAACACCGUCAUCGAGAACACCAUUCCAGGGCGUGGCGAGAGCCGGCGUGUAAGCCCUGAAAAAGGCAAUGUCGCGUUCGCCUGCUCCAGCAUGCGAUGGUGUUUUACCAUCCAGUCGUUUGCCAAAAUGUACUCCGACUUUUACCCCGGCCCGUCCAAGCUGCCAGGCUUCGGCGUUCCCAUGAAAGGACUCGAUAUCGACAAGUUCGCCAUGCGCCUUUGGGGCGACAUAUUCUACAACCCAGGAAGCCGCAAGUUCAGUCGCAAGCGCCAAGAGGAGGGCUCGCAACGGUCGUUUGUGCACUGGAUCCUGGAGCCCGUCUACAAGAUCUACUCGCACACGCUCAGCCAAAGUCCCGAUGACCUCAAGGAUACACUAGAGGCUCUGGGCAUACGGCUGAAGCCAUCCGAAUACAAGGCAGAUGCAAAAGAACUCAUGCGCCUAGUGUGCCAGCAGUACUUUGGUCCGGCCCUGGGUUUCGUCGACAUGGUCCUGCAGCACGUUCCGUCGCCCGAGGAAGGUGCGCAACGCCUUCUCCAAAAACACUACACUGGACCGCUGGAUACCAAGACUGCCGAGGCGAUGCAGAAAUGCGAUCAGAACGGACCCCUUGUCAUACACAUCACAAAACUCUUUAAUGCCACCGACGCAAAGUCGUUCACUGCCCUAGGUCGAGUGAUGAGCGGAACAGCAACCUGGCCACAGUCGGUGCGCGUACUUGGUGAAGGCUAUACAAUCGAAGAUGAGGAAGACAUGGUUGUUGCAACUGUAUCCGACACCUGGAUAGCUCAAUCAAGGUACAACAUCCCCGUCAGCGGCGUGCCGGCAGGCAACUGGGUUCUCCUCGGCGGUGUCGACAACUCAAUAGUCAAAACAGCCACAAUUGUAGCAACCAAGCUUCCAGAAGAAGAGGAUGCCUACAUUUUCAAGCCUAUUCGACACUUUUUCGAGUCCGUCUUCAAGGUCGCUGUCGAACCCAUCAACCCCUCGGAGCUCCCAAAGAUGCUUGACGGUCUCCGGAAGAUCAACAAAUCAUACCCGCUCAUCACAACCAAGGUCGAAGAGUCGGGAGAGCACGUUGUCCUCGGUACUGGCGAGCUUUACAUGGACUGUGUGCUGCACGACCUCCGAAGACUGUAUGCUGACAUGGAGAUCAAGGUCUCUGAUCCAGUCACACGGUUCUGUGAGACAGUCGUCGAGAUGUCUGCUAUCAAAUGCUAUGCGUCCACACCAAACAAGAAGAACAAACUCACCAUGAUUGCUGAGCCGCUAGACCCAGGAAUCGCUGAAGAUAUCGAGGCCGGCAAAGUCAAUAUCAAGGACCCUGUCCGUGUCGUCGGCAAGUUUUUCGAGGAGAACUACGGUUACGACCUGCUUGCAUCACGCAACAUUUGGGCUUUUGGACCUGACGACAUGGGCCCCAACAUCCUGCAAAACGACACACUUCCUUCAGAAGUCGACAGCAAGAUUCUCCGCUCCGUGCGAGACACCCUGCGACAGGGUUUCAGCUGGGCCACUCGCGAAGGCCCGCUCUGCGAAGAGCCUAUUCGCAACACCAAGUUCCGUCUUACAGAUGUCGACCUUGCUUCAGAAGCCAUCUUCCGCGGUGGUGGCCAGAUCAUCCCCACAAGCCGACGAGCAUGCUAUUCAUCGUUCCUCAUGGCGAGUCCGAGAUUGAUGGAGCCAGUAUACUCGUGCAGUAUGAUUGGCCCGGCCGACACUAAGAGCAGUCUGUACACGGUCCUUGCACGGAGGAGAGGGCAUGUUCUACAAGACGGGCCCAUUGCAGGUACUCCGCUUUACAAUGUGCGAGGUCUUAUUCCGGUCAUCGAUUCUUUUGGUUUCGAGACCGAUUUGAGGGUACACACACAAGGCCAAGUCUCCCUUUCCCUUGUCUUCGACCGCUGGUCCAUUGUUCCCGGUGAUCCUCUCGACAAAGACAUUACAACCCGGCCGCUUGAGCCUGCAACCGCACAGCAAUUAGCACGCGACUUUGUGCUCAAGACGCGAAGGAGAAAGGGCCUCGCCGAGGACGUUACCAUUAGCAAAUUCUUGGAACCCGAGCUGUUCCGCAGCUUGAAGGAGAGCGGCGUGCUCGAUGGGUAAAUGUGUCAGUCUAUUAAUACCAUGUGUCUGGAGUAAUGGCGUUUUGUAUCGCACAAUGUGAAACCAGAGGGAGGAGAGGUUCAAAAGCGUUAGAGGCUCAAUCCGUAGCUAUGUUGGGAGUCAUCUAGUGGGAUUAGGAAUGAAUAUACCCGUUGCGUCUCC